Xylaria bambusicola is the source of this 936-nucleotide messenger RNA. RefSeq names its product Aristolochene synthase in complex with 12,13 Difluorofarnesyl diphosphate. The transcript is spliced from 4 exons. The coding region runs from base 1 to 936 and encodes 311 amino acids. NCBI's taxonomy places the organism in Eukaryota, Fungi, Ascomycota, Sordariomycetes, Xylariales, Xylariaceae. The record is from RefSeq and is a predicted model, not a curated record.
AUGAUCGCCAAGAUUGACACGGAGCCGCCGACCUACCUUCAGGCGGCCCAAAUCCAUCCUCGCGCAAAGGAAGUGAUUGAAGAAGUAGACGGCUACUUUCUCAAGCAUUGGCCUUUCCCGGGGAAGGAAGCCAGACAAAAGUUCAUUGCUGCUGGGUUUUCUCGGGUGACAUGCCUGUAUUUUCCGAAAGCGCUUGACGACAGAAUUCACUUUGCCUGUCGGUUGUUGACCAUUCUCUUCUUAGUUGACGAUCUCUUGGAACAUAUGUCCUUAGAGGAUGGAGAGGCGUACAACAAACGACUUAUGGAUAUCGCUCGGGGAGAUGUCCUACCUGAUCGCACUAUCGCGGCGGAGUACAUUUUCUACGACCUCUGGGAGAGCAUGCGUGCACAUGACUUGAAGAUGGCGAAUGACGUACUUGAGCCUGUCUUUGUUUUCAUGCGAGCUCAAACGGAUCCUACUCGUCUGAAGCCUAUGAAUCUGGAUGAAUAUCUUCAGUAUAGGGAAAGGGACGUGGGGAAGGCUCUUCUUGGGGCGCUCAUGAGGUUCUCUAUGGCUCUCGAAGUGACUCCCCAAGAGCUCGCCGUCGCACGACCGGCAGAUAUGACAUGUUCUAAGCAUCUGUCCGUGAUCAAUGACAUCUGGAGCUACGAGAAGGAGUUCAUCGCGUCCAAGACGCUCCACGACGAAGGCGGGGUGUUAUGCACGUGCGUUAGCAUCAUGUCCAAAGACACCGACCUCCGAAUCCCAGCUGCCAAGCGGAUCCUGUACAGCAUCUGCCGCGAAUGGGAACUGGUUUUUAAGCGGGAGGUUGCCGAAAUACUAAACCAGUUCCCUACUCCUUCGCUGCAGGCAUACCUAGACGGGCUUGAGCUGCAGAUGUGCGGAAACGAACUUUGGAGCCGAACAACGUUGCGAUACUUGGCACCGGAAUAA